Molecule: messenger RNA, 444 nt
Organism: Amphibalanus amphitrite
Lineage: Eukaryota; Metazoa; Arthropoda; Thecostraca; Balanomorpha; Balanidae
Product: U1 small nuclear ribonucleoprotein C-like
Exons: 3
Coding region: 1-444 (147 amino acids)
Biological process (GO): spliceosomal snRNP assembly; mRNA splicing, via spliceosome; mRNA 5'-splice site recognition
Cellular component (GO): U1 snRNP; nucleus; membrane
Molecular function (GO): zinc ion binding; pre-mRNA 5'-splice site binding
Source: RefSeq, a predicted model, not a curated record
AUGUCUAUACCGGCGCGUGCCGCCCAGUCGCCGAGCCUCCAGACCGCCGCCAUGCCCAAGUACUUCUGUGACUACUGCGACACCUACCUGACGCACGACUCGCCGUCCGUGCGCAAAACCCACUGCUCGGGACGCAAACACAAGGAGAACGUCAAAAUCUACUACCAGAAGUGGAUGGAGGAGCAGGCCCAGUCGCUGAUCGACGCCACCACGGCUGCGUUCAAGGCCGGCAAGAUCCAGAACAACCCGUUCGCGGCCGGCAAGGGCCCGGUGGCGGGCCGCGAGGGCGGCGCUGCCAUCCCGCCACCGGCCAACAUGGGCGGCGCGCCGCGGGCGGCUGACCGGCCGCCGCUGUCCGGAGUCGGUGGACGCUGCGCUGGACGGUGGACGCUGCGGUGGACGCCGCAGUGGAACUCACUAUGUGACGUUCUGUGGAUGUCUUAA